GCUUUCUAACAUUCUUACCGAGCGCUUCAAGAAGCUCGUGGCUAUGGGGCCUGAAGUGGUCUCAUCGCCAUCCAAGGAGAGAACCAUGGUUCACGACAUGGACCGUGAAUCAUUGAGAAAUUCACUCAGCCCAAUGAGCAGUGGAAAGGCACACCAGCUAGAAGCUCCAACCAAGAAGGAACUCACUGACUAUGACAAGAACAUGACAGGCCUUGCAGCUUCCAUCCAGAAGGGGGUUAACACCUUGAAUGACUUGGUGGACAAGGUCGAGCAGGAGAAGGUGAAAGAACAAGCACGUCAGGAGCGCUUAGCCAAAGAGUUAGCCAAACGAGAAGCCAAAAAAGCAAAGAUGUUGGCAAAGGCUAGAGAAGAGGGCAACGCAUUGGCUGGAGAAGACUUGGCCAAGGGCAAUGGUGGCCCUGAUGCUGCUGUGGAGGAUGAGAACUCGCAGGAUGGUUGGGCUUCAGAUGAAGAGGAUGGUAUUUGGCCAUUGCUGGCAUCUGCAAAGGAUCUCAUGCUGAUAAAGUCGGAAAAUGUGGGUGACUUUGACGAGCACCCAAACAUCACAAAGGCUAUGGCUUUCAGCGUGACCAGUGACAUCUUGGGUAAGCUCAAGGGCAUCUACAACGUUGUCGAGUGCACCAAAGCGAGAAAGGAUAAACCGGAUGCGGCGCACAACUUCCGGGGUGAUGAGAAUUUUGCUGUGGAUGAUCUUUUUGCUGACCAGACAGACAAGGUCAAGGAAUGGUUGACCAAAAUUCUUUGUGGAACAAAGGACAUCCUUUCCUUAGCUGUCCAGAAGUUUCAGAAGAGUCCACACACUGAUGUUCUGGAAAAGAUCCUUUCCCCUCAAGUGGUUGCAGCUGGUGCUGAUUGGCAGUGCUGCAACUUCAGUGAUUUCAUGUUUGGAAGAACCGUGGUGAGUUUGCAUGGUAGCACUUUCGUUGCUGGCAUUCCGUUCAGCUUCUUCAACGUGCAGAAGUCGGGAAAAAGUGUUGCCACGAUCUCUGAGGAAAUGGGCAACAUGACCCGGUCUGCAUUGAUUGAGAACAACGGCUUCUAUGUUUUCCUGGAUAUGUUCCAAGGCGUUACAAUUCCACCUGGAUACUUGUACUUCCAGUGCAAUGUGGGUGCUAUGGACUUCGGUGAUGCAUGCCAUACUUCUGGAGGAUCUGGGUGUGAUUUUCUGGUGCUCACUGGUUUGCCUCCUUUCAUCCUCAAGGAUUCAUCAGCUAUGACAUCACUACGGGAAACCAUCGAGAAUGGCAUCAAAUCGAUGCGCAUGGAUGAUGAAGGCAAGGCUUUCAAAGGCCCCAUCAACAAGCUGAGCUUUGCCAUGCAGAUCUGUUCUGCUUUCGAGGUGAAACAAGAACCGUCACAAGCCGCCACAGCUGAGGAGCAGGAACAGGAGCAAACAUCUGCUUUGCCCGCUGUGCAGGAUGGUUCAGUCGAGCUGCUGCGUCUUGACUACAAUGCACUACCAGAAUCUCGAUCUGAGCUCGAUGAGCUCUUCCUUCACCCGGACUUUGAUUUUGAGUUGGAGCUUGAGCGUGCAAAACAACGUCCAGAGUUGAAAGACUUCUUGUAUGAAGAGUACGACCCGGACUUCGUCUUCGGGGUGCCAGAGAAUGAUCCUGGACAAGAUUUGGCCGACUUCCUGGAUUGGUUGGUGCAGAAAGGUGUUGCCAAGCGCAAGACUGCAAAGAAUUCAGGUCCACCAGCUGAAGAUUCAGGUGAGAAAGCCGAUGAGAACACCAAUGGACAAGAUGGUAUGCAGGACAAGGAAACUGAGCUUGGUCAACCACAGAUGGAGGUUGACCACAAGCUUCCUGCUGCAGAGACGAAUGAAAAUUCUGAGGCAGCUGUGGCUAUGGCACAGUUGGAGGUUGAGAAUUCCGAGGCAAAGACUAACAUGGAUGUUGAUCAGAAGAAGGGUUCUGAGGCAGAGAAUGGGAAUGACAUGGAAGUUGAGCCCAUGUCGGGUUCACCAGCUCCACUUCCAGGACACUCAGAGAUUUCCGUUGAUGCAACCACGGCCAACAAUGGGAAUGACAUGGGGGUUGGGGCCAAGUCCGCUUCAGCCGCUCCAGAUGCAGAGCCCAAGUCGGGUUCACCAGCUCCACUUCCAGGCAACUCAGAGAUUUCCGUUGAUGCAGCCACAGCCAGCAAUGGGAAUGACAUGGGGGUUGGGGCCAAGUCCGCUUCAGCCGCUCCAGAUGCAGAGCCCAAAUCGGGUUCAGCUGUUCCAGAUGCAGCCAACCAAGAGAUUUCCUUUGAUGCAGCCACGACCAGCCCAAAGGUAUCGACAGAGAAGGAUGAUGUGAAGGAUUCCCAGUUACCGACUACUACGAGCAACCGUCAGAAAGAGGCCAGGGGGUGGGCAGCAUCUAGGUUUUCUUUGCUAUAUAUAAUUCUUUGCUAUAGUGAUGUUUAUGGUAUAUAUUGUUUAUAUGAAACAUCAUGUUACUCCUCCUCCUCCUCCUCAUCGUCAUCAGCCUCAUCAUCAGCAUCAUCAUCAUAA
Cladocopium goreaui is the source of this 2521-nucleotide messenger RNA. The record is from the annotation of a GenBank genome assembly. Lineage: Eukaryota; Dinophyceae; Suessiales; Symbiodiniaceae.